Haliotis rubra (blacklip abalone) is the source of this 855-nucleotide messenger RNA. RefSeq lists its product as uncharacterized. The record is from RefSeq and is a predicted model, not a curated record. Lineage: Eukaryota; Metazoa; Mollusca; Gastropoda; Lepetellida; Haliotidae. The transcript is spliced from 2 exons. Bases 93 to 434 code for a protein of 113 amino acids.
UGGCAUCAACUCGUGGAUCUCCUGGCACGGGUGGAAAUCUUCAGCUUCUUAAUCGCUCUUUAAAACCCUAUCCUCAUUCAGGUCUUCCAACAAUGGCGUCUGUUCAAUUCCGCCAAGCCCUUCUCAUGCUCAAACUUGGGACUGAAGACAAUCCUUUAUCUGAUGUCGGACAGAUCAUGACGUGUCCAAGAUGUCUGCCGUUGUCGCAGCUCGACUACAGCUUGUUCCGCCGAGGUUCCCUGGAGAUGCCAGAGAUGUGCUUGUGUAAAGACAGCUGCCUCAGUCUCCGACGUCAGUCCGUUCACUGGGCAGAUGAAAGUCACCCGAGUCUGGAGACACCGAGAUCUCAGACAAGGAACGCCAAGAGGAACAAGCCAAGGUCCAUUCUCAAGACAAAACAACAGAAUAAAAACAAAGCCCGAGUAGACAGUUGAUUUGUUGGAUUCAUAACACGCCAUGACAUUCUUAAAGGUGCUCGUCUUUGUGACGUCUAAGUAUCGUCUAUAAGACGCCUAUGUGAUACAAACGAACGAAGGACAUUUCUGUGACAAUCCGGAAACAAAAUACAGUUCCUCUGUAUCCAGUGGAGUCUUCCGGUCCAGGGUGCCGUUGUACAAAGCACUCUUAGCGCUAAGGUGACCGUAACUCCCAUACCUUAACAUAGACUUAUGGUAGCCUUUGUGCUAAGGUUGUUUUGUACAACGGCACCCAGGGCAUUGCUGUACCGAUGAUUGUUCUCGUUGUAGUUACACGCACUUGAAUGCAACAUUCUAGCUUUAGAUUCUUUUACAAUUUCAUUAUUUUCAAUAUGACUUCGUAUUAUGCAUUGCUAAUGGAAUAAACAUUAUAAAUGUU